GUGAAGGAGGCGCUGCAGGAAAAUGGCGGCAUCGAAUAACCCGCGGAAAUUCAGCGAAAAGAUCGCGCUCCACACCCAGAAACAGGCCGAGGAGACGGCCGCCUUCGAGGAGGUGAUGAAGGACCUGAGUAUCACCCGGGCAGCAAGGUUACAGUUGCAGAAAUCUCAGUAUUUACAGUUGGGACAGGGUCGGGGUCAGUACUAUGGAGGCUCCCUUCCCAACGUCAACCAGAUUGGGAGCACCACUCUGGACCUCCCUUUUCAGACUCCGUUCCAGUCAUCUACCUUGGACACUAGUAGAUCAACCAGGCAUCAUGGCUUGGUUGACCGGGUCUACAGGGAUCGAAAUCGACUAGGAUCACCACACCGCCGUGCCAUUCCUAUUGACAAACACGGGCGCCAGGCAGACAGCUGUCCAUAUGGUUCGGUCUAUCUGUCGCCCCCAGCUGACACCAGCUGGCGAAGGACCAAUUCAGAUUCUGCUCUGCACCAGAGCACGAUGAAUCCCACUGCACAGGAUCCAUUUAAUGGGGGUUCCCAAGAAACACAAGAGCAGCACAAGCGAGUGUUAUUACUAACGGUUCCUGGGAUGGAAGAGACUACGUCUGAGACUGAUAAAUCACUAUCCAAACCGCUGUGGGACAACAAAAAGUCUGUAUCCUCACGGCCUAAAUCAUGUGAAGUCCCAGGGAUCAAUAUUUUCCCAUCUGCAGACCAGGAAAGUACCACAACACUGAUGCCUGUUGCUCAUAACACUGGAGGAUCCCUGCCAGAUCUCACAACCAUUCAUUUCCCACCACCUCUUCCUACUCCACUAGAUCCAGAGGAGUCUACGUUUCCACCCUUGAGCAGUGCAAACAGCACUGGAAAUCUGGCAGCAAAUAUGAACCAUCUAGGCCUCAAUAGCAGCAGCCAGGGUCUGACAUCAUCACAGGGGUCACUGACAGGGUCUCUCCAGAACCGACAAUCAACAGUGACACCUCUCUCUUUACCAGUCAGCACAGACUCGCGGAGACAACAGCAACAACUUCAGCUAUCACCAGCUCUCUCCCCACUCUCUCCAAUCACACAGGCUGUUGCUAUGGAUGCAUUGGCAUUGGAGCAGCAACUUCCUGCAUAUCGAUUUUUCACGCAGCAGACUACACAGCCACAGUCUCAGAGUUCCAGUAACCUGGUUCAGAGCUCACAGUCACAGCAGCAAAGUUCUGGCCAACAACAGACAGCUACAAUGCCACAAUCCCCGCCAAUGAACCAAACGCAGGCACCAAUAGGAAUGGAUAUUAGCACGGCUUCCCUCCAUCAGUACCGCAGUAAUGCUGGAUCUCCAGCCAACCAGUCUCCCACCUCCCCUGGAUCCAAUCAAGGCUUCUCUCCAGGCAGCUCCCCUCAAACAUCCAUACUUGGCAGUGUCUUUGGAGAUUAUUAUGAUCAGCAGCUUACAAACAGACAGGCCAACUCCCUGUCUCAUCAGCUUGAACAAUUCAAUAUGAUUGAGAGCCCGAGCAGCACCAAUAGCUUGUACAGCCAAAUCUCAACUUUGAACUACUCACAAGCAGCAAUGAUGGGGCUGACGGGGAGCCAUGGAAGUCUGCAGGACUCACAGCUCAGUUAUACCAAUCACGGAAAUAUCCCCAACAUCAUUCUGACUGUUACAGGAGAGUCUCCCCCCAGCCUGUCAAAGGAGCUGACCAAUUCGCUUGCAGGUGUUGCAGAUGUGACCUUUGAUACCGACUCCCAAUUUCCUCUUGAUGAAUUGAAAAUUGACCCCUUGACAUUGGAUGGUCUGCACAUGCUGAAUGAUCCGGACAUGGUGCUGACGGACCCUGCUACAGAGGAUACUUUCCGCAUGGAUCGUCUGUAGAAAAGGACUUUGAGACCUAAGACAAAUCGGGGAAGCAGGCCAAAAACCCGCCAGGGAGCGGAAAUUAAGUGAAUGAGUACAAUUAAUGGAAUGAUAUUAAAGUGAGAGCGUAACGUGCAAUGAAUUCCGCUUCUUGUUCCAAGCUUGCAACUCUGCGAUCCUGAAUGAACCAAGUAUAGCGCUUUCAGCUAUGUGGCGCACUCCUUCAUUGCAGCGUUUCAUUGACUCCAUCACGUCCCCAGGCCUCUUGUUUUAUUUUCCGUUCUCCUAUUUAUAUUGUCCUCAUGGUAACGGUGGGCUGUCGGUGCAUCGUUAUUUUUGGCAGGUUUACGUGUAAUUUGGAGUCUACCUAUGAGGUAACAACUGACAGUAAAACUCAGCAGCUCCAGGCCAGCAGUACGGUGAUGUUAUUAUUUGUCCUGAAGUCACCAGCUCCACUUCUUUCGGUGCGCUGUUGCCAUUGUAUUUUCUGUGCUGCUUGAUUCUUAUUUAUAUUUUUAUAUUUGUCUGUGAUUUCUUUCUCUUGCCCCAUUCCUUUUCGCUGUGCUUGUGUUCAGCAAAAGCCACUGCCUUGUUGUAUGUUGCUAAGAAAGUGAACAAGAGACUGAUCUGACACAAGAGCUAAGUGCAUGGACAGAAAUUGUAUUACAGCCAAUAUUUAGAGGGGCACGCAUUCUUGCUCCUGUUUGUGUCCCUUUCAUUUAUGUUUUUCCAUCAGAUUUUAAAAAGGAAUGUUGACAAUGUGUGCCGGUCGGGGAUUAGUUUGCUGCCAGCUCCUUCCACGAGAAACCAAAUGUUCUCACCUCCCUCCGAUCAGCUGUUCCGGUUCUCAGUCAGUCCCACCACCAAUGUCAAACUUCAGAUGGCUCUAUAAACGCCCUCUCUCCAGCAGGCACCUAUCCCUUCUCUGCAAUGUUUGUGAAGUAUAUGUGCUGUUAUGCUGCUUAAAUGCCUCUCCCUAUGUGGCAUUCAUUCAUUCUCAGUCCCUACAGCCAGCCAUUGUGUGGCCAACAACACACACUAUAUUUCACUGUUAUCUCUGACCACUGAAUUGAGAGAAAAGGCAGAAAUACUCAUUUGAUAUUCCUUAGGAAGGAAAGGUUCAAUGCCAGCUGCUGGAGGGAUGUGCGAUAAUCAUACUGCCCAACAGUGGACCUGCGUAGUUUUUCACCAUCUUUGCUGCCGUUUUUAGUCGUAAGUGUAGAGAGAGAGGGCUGUCACUAUCACUACAUGCUGUGGAAUUUGUUCCCAGUGCAUCCACUACAAGUCAGGACUCUCAAACCUUACCUGCACAAGUUAAUUAACUUUCACAACAGAAUCACAUUUAAGUUCAAGACACUAAGCUGGUACUGAUCUGUGUAGCCACAUGUCAUUUCUGGCAAACUUGGUCCCACUAAUGUUUUAUGAAAAGAACACUAAAUGGCUACUGUAUCCUACAGACUUCAUAUAAAGUCCUGAGAAUAUUUUAGCUGCAUUUUCUGAUCAGAAGAAUGAUGUAGCAAGAUCCGUCAGUACUAACAACAUAUUCUGGAGCACAUGUUGAACAGCAAGCAAUUAGGAAAGCAAAUUGCAAAGAGAUUGGUGUACAUAUUGAGAAAUCUUUGCUGCAAUUGUGUUAGGGUAUUAUUAAGGGCACACCUGGAAAAGUAUGCGCAGUUUUGGUCGCCAUAUUAAAAAACAAUGUGCUUGCUUGUAGACAACGUAGAGAAAGUUUACUGCACUGGUUCCUGGAUUUGAAAAGUUUGUCCAGUUAUGAGAGGCUGAGUUGAAUGAACUUAUUUUCUCUGGAAUCUAGAAGAGUGAGAGAUGAUUUAAUUGAAACUUGCGAGAUUUUGAAGUUCCUUAAUAGGUUUGACUCUGAAAAGUUGUUUCUCCCUGAGUGGGAAAACUAGAACAGAGGGGAACAGUUUCAGGGAACAAUGCUAAACAUUUAGGACUUAAAUGAGCAAUUUCUUCCUGCUGACGGUUGGGGAUCUCCAAGAGUUGUUGCUUCUCUAUUAAAUGUGCUCAAGAAGGUAGACAGAUUUUUUGAGCUCUUGGGGGCUUGUACAUAGGGAGAGAGUGGAAAAGUGGAAUUGAGACAGAAAUUUGGAUAUGAAUCAUUUAAAUAGCCGAGUAGUCUUGAUGGACCACGUGAUCUGCCACUGUUCUGACUUGUGACUCCUGCUCUCUUCCUCUGUCCUAGCCUUGAUGAAACACAUGCAUGCACCUCACACAUACUUCAACGUAUUUGUGUUAAUCUUCUGCCUCUGUAGCUGCAGCACUCUAGACUACAUUCAACUUGCUAAAUGGAAGUUAUUUUUCUUGAAUAAUUAUAUAUCCUCUCACGUAGGGAGUUCAGAACUACACGACAAAUCAAACUCACGAGAUAGCCGUACUGUUCAGCGUGAUGUCAGGAAGCACCUAUUCACACAAAGGGGAAUGGGAAUCUGAAACACUCUCCCCUCAAAUCAUUUGAAGCUUUCUGGACUGAGGUUGAUCUGUAAUUGAGCCAGUGUAUCAAGAUGUCUGGGAAAUAGAUUUGAGAUAUUGAUCAGCCAUUACUUUUUCCUUACUGGGGUGUAAACAACAGAAUAACCUUGAGGGGCUGAAUGACCAUCUGCUGUUCCAGUGUUCCCACAUUAGCACAAGGCAGGUUUUGAAGUUUUGAUAGCUGUGCCUGGAUCAACAUGUGAUAACAAGAUUGUUCAGUUGCACAUACGCAACAGCUGAUCUCCUGAGAGUCCAGUGCUUUGUGUAUUUUGUGUAGAAGCCUUAGAGUAUUGAAUAUUCCUACCUUAAGACAAUAUCUAGAAACAAACACGGAGCCCACUGGUUUACUACCUUCUUCCAGUCAGGAGAAUUUCCCCAUCCUGGGUAUGAAUGUCCAGGCCUCUGCUGGUACCUGCCAACACGAUACUGCAGCUGUAGGAGAUGGCAGCAUGUGCUUCUGUGUGUCUGCAUGCUUCCUGGUGCUCGGCUAUGCUUGGAAUGUUGAGUGAAGUCUGUAAUCACAGCCAGUACUACCCUGAACUUGUUAUUGUGCAGAAUGUGUAUUUUAUUUUAGAAAUUUGGUAGUUGCCUCAUUUGAUAUCAGUAAAGUGUUAAUUCAGAACUUUGUAAUGGGGUAAAUCUAAGCAGUCUGUAUCAUGAGAGAUCUUGAACUUACAUUUUUUUAGUUAAAAUAAAAUCAGGUUAAUAGUUCAUUAAUUAUUUAAUAUAGCUUAUCAAUUAAUUUAGUUCCAAAUUUGAAAUGUUGGUGGGUCUGUGUUCCAAAAUUGAUGUCCAAAAUUAGGAGUAUGAGGCCUAAAUUAGGGAAAAGAUAUGAAAAGGUUGAUAAAAUGUUAUACAGAAGUAAAGUCUCUAAUCUUUAUAUUUCCUAUCAUUUCUAACACUGCAAACCGACCAUGUUUUGCAUCAUGUGCAUCCCCUGUAUGAAUUGUAUCUGUUCAUCUCUUUAAUGUUUUCCCACUGUACUUCCCUUGCUACUGAGAGUCUAAAUCAGUGAGAGUUGUUGAAUAUAAAGUUCCUGUUUAAUUCAGUUCUUUAAAACCAGAUUCUCCUUAGUUGUAUUUGCAAAUGUGAUGACAGCUAGGACAGGUAUAUCAGGAAUACAGUCUUAAUGAAGAGCUGCAUUACUCAUACACCUGUGCAUGGUUUACUUUUGGUGUAUUUUUGGAAAGCUGUUGGUUGUCUUGCUGGGAUUAGUGAGAGUGUUAAUCCAGAGUCGUGUAUUCUUGUUCCUUGAUGCUCUUGUGCAAGCAAUAUACACAAAGACUUGUUUUGAUUGCUGCUGCUAUAGUAGUCAUUUUGGCUCUUCUUCCCUAACUUCUUGCUCCUGCAGAUCCUGAGGUUGAGCAGCCUGGAAAGAGAGAGAGAUUCCAGACAUUUUGCGUAUAGUAGGGUGGAUUUUGUCUGCAGUGUGUUAGUGUUAUUGAUGCUGCAGAGAAUGGAUUUUCUUCUAAGAGAAUGUUGCUCAUGUGGAGAGGUUGGUCUUGUUUUCACACCCUUUUCUUCUGCCUAGAUCCUGAGUUUGGAGACUCUGAGAGAUCUUUCCAGAAGUGUGAAUGUGUUCAAGUGAAUGCAAACAAAUCACAAGAAUUGCGUAAAAUCAGAGCCCAUUUGUUAUGAAUAAUGAGCUAGUGUAGUGCAUUUAGGUUGACAGGCUUGCAUAUGUACGUUUUGGUGCAAUGGGGAGAAGACAUACAACUAAGUUGCAUAAUUCAAAAUAAUCAUGAUGUGCAAAAACUUUCCUCAGAAAUUCUUCUUGGUCUAUCUUUAGAGAGCGAUUUAGUGAGAGUAAAGUCAUUGGUGUUUGUGAAAGAGGGCUGAGAUUGUGAUGUGCAGAAGUUGGAGAUUUCCGAAGCCCGUACUGUUAAGGGAGGAGGAAGAACAAGACUCGCAGACUUAAUCAGGAGUUAAGAGGUUAAUUCAAUGGCAUUAUUGGUAGGUAUAGUAUCUAUAAUCAAAGGGAAUAUUUUACUUAAUCAAACUGCCAUGCACACAAUUAUUGUUAUUACAGAAGACCGUAAGGGAUAAGAACAGAAAUAGGCCAUUCAGUCCCUCGAGCCUGUUUUACUGAUCCAACAUUCCUCAAGUCCACUUUAAUGCAUUUUCCCAUAACCUUUUAUUUCCCCUUGCUGAUCAAGAAUUUGUGUUGAUCUUAAGUAAGCACAAGGAUUCUGCCCCCACAGCUAUCUGUGGCAAGGGGUUCUAAAGACACACAAUCCCCUGAGACAAGAAAUUCCACCUCACUUAAGACAAAUUGGCGCUCUUUUAUUGUGAGACUAUGCCCUCUGGUCCUAGACUAUCCCACUAGGGGAAACAUCCUCUCAGCAUCUACCCUAUAAAGCCCCUGAAGAAUCAGAUAUGUUUCAAUGAGAUCACCUCUCAUUUUUCUAAACUCAUUUUUCUAAAGUGAGUAGAAUCCCAACUUGUUUAACCUUUGCUCAGAAGACAAUCCAUCUAUAUCAGGGAUCAUCCAAGUGAACCUUCCUUGAACUCCCUCCCUUGAAAUGAUAUCUUUCAUUAAAUAAUACAUUUGGCAUAUUCUAUACAGGUCUUAACAUAAGAGCUAGGGAACAGUAGUGAUUGGGGCAGGAGAUGUCUGGAGGAGGGCUGAGUAAGAACAGUAACAACAAGCAACUCUGUCUGAAAGUGGUGGAAGCAAAGAUGAAGCUAUUCCCCAGACCUUUAUGUUAAUGAUUUAGGUGUGCAGUGCAUAAUUACAAAAUUGUAGUUGACAUGAAAAUCAGAAAUGCUGCAAACAAUCAGAUGGGUAUUAACUGAGGAAGGUGAAAUGAGACAACACGUGGCAGAUUAAAUCCAAUGCGCAGAAGUAUGAAGGAAGAGUGCAAAAUAAAGGCCAGAAUGUAUGUGUACACAAUUCUUUAAAGGUGACAGAGCAAGUUGAGAUGUUUGUUUUAGCAAAGUAUAUAAGGGUCUUUGGCAUUGUUAAUAAUGGAGCACGGAUGCCAGGGGGUCAUGCUAAAAUGAUAUAAACCAAUUGUUCGGCCCUAGUGGGAGGACAUGGUAGAUUUUGGACCCUGCACUUUAGGAAGGAUGCCUAAACCUUGACAAGGAAUUGCAGAUGAUUUACAUGAAUGGUAUCGGCAAUGAGGGACUUCAGUAGUUAAUGUGGAGAGACUAGGAUUGUGCAGAGGGGAUUAGGAGAAGACUUGAUAGAAAUGUUCAAAAUUAUGAAUGAUCAGAAUAAAUAAGGAAAAAACUGUAUCCAGUGGCAGAAAGAAGCUCACAUCACCUUGAUAACCAACAACAGUCAGCAUGAAUUUCAAAAGGGAAUACUCUUACUAAAUGAAUUUACUGAGCAAGUCAUAGAGAGUAGAUGAUGGUAGUCAGCGGAUUGAUUUAUCUAGAUUUUCAAAAAGUCUUUGGUAAGAAACUAAUUAAUAAUUUCCAAACAUGUGGACAAGUGGCAGAAUCGAUUCAGUACAAGCACACAGUGCGAGUAACGGGUAAUUAUUCAAAGUAACAUUCCACAAGGAUCGGUUCUGAAAGCACUGUUCACAAUUUCCAUUAACAUUUAUAUCUAUAACUAGGAUCAAAGCUUAAAAAUAAGCGGUCAGCCAUUUAAGACAGGUGAAGCAUUUUUUUUCAGAGGGUUGAGAGUCUUUGAAAAUCCUUUUCCCAAAAGGCAGUGGAUGCAGAAUCUUUAAACAUAUUUUAAGACAUGGAUAGGUAGAUUCUUGAUUCCCAAGAAGAUGAAAUAUUAUUGGCAAUAUGUAGGAUUGAGGCUAAAAUCAGAUCAGCCACAAUCUUCUUGAAUGGUACAGCACUGCAAAUGCUGGAGAUACCGAGUCGAGUGUGUGUUGCUGGACCACACCAGCACCCCACACUUGAAUCAGAAAGUUAAAUGGCCUACUCUUGGUCCUUGUUUUGUAUGUGAACACUUUGGACUUCGAAAUCAAAAAUUCAACUUCCAAAUUUGUGGCUGACUCCAACUAAAAGGAACGUGAAUACUUGGGGGGGGGGGGGGUUAACGCAUUACAUUGGGCUUUAAUAUCGAAUAGGAAGUUAUUGGCAAAUGAAGUUUGGUGCAGUUAAAUGAUGAGUAUAUUUUGGUAGGAACGAUUGGGAGGUCACUUAUUACUUGGAAGGUGGAAGUCAAUGUUGGCAGAGGAACAAAGGGAUCUUGAAUUACCAAGAUACGAGUCACUAAAAGAUGGUGCUACAGGGGGCAAGACUAUAUUAAAAGCGAGUUCCUCUUCUAGAGGAUAGAAUUGAAAAGUCAUGAAAUUAAUGCUAAAUCUAUUUUGAACUUAGUUCAGCUGAGUGUACUGUGGGCAGGUCUGAUCACCAUGUAAUGAAAGCAAUACAAUAGCACUGUAGAGGUUGCAAAGUGGAUUUCCAAGCUUGGUGCCAGCAAUGUGACAUUUUACAAAUCAAGAAAGUAUUGACAGGGUGGGGUUAAAAGGCCAAGGAAUGACCUAAUCGAGGUUUUUGAAUGAUGAAAGGUUUCAGUGAGUGGAUCCAGAGAGAAUGUCCCUUCCUAUUGGAAAUAGUAGCACGGGAGACUGUCAAGUUAAGGUCGUCACCAAGCAAUCUAAUUGGGAAUUCAGAAGAAUCAUCACCCAGAGAGUGGAAAGAAUGGGGAGCCAUUUGAAGCAGUUGUUGAAGCCAAUAUGAGAAGUUGGACAAACAAAUGAACAGUAAAGAAAUUGAGUAGGAUAUAUUUAGUUGAGAAAAGAUUGGAGGUGACUUGAAUGAAGCUGAAACACCAGCAUAGAUUGUUUGGGACAAAUUGUCUGUUUCUGUGACAUGUUUAAUGUGUAAUUUAGAGUAGACAGUAAAUGCUAAUCUUGCCAGACUUAACUAUCAUACUUUUUUUUAAAGAAUUGUCAGUAACCAGAGGAUAUAGAUUUGAGGCAAAGAAUCACUGACAAUGAGGAAACAUCAUGCCAUGCAACGAAUUCAAAAAUGAACCUGUUAAACAUAAAAGGAAUUAGAUUACAGGGAAAAUAGGAAAGAGAAGGAAUGGAAUUAAUCAAAAAGACUGCCAAUGGGCUGACCCAGGUCGUGUGAGCUUAAUGGUUUAGUGUGCUGUAUCAUGGUCGCAAAAUUAUCAGAUUGCCUGCUGAUGUAGUCCUUGUAAUCAGCAUUAACUUACCUAUCCCAUCCAUCAAAGGUAGACUGAUAUGUCAUUCAUUCUGGCUUUUCUCAACUCUUACUCCAUACCCACCCAGCUAUGGCAUGUGUACCACACUGCUUCCAGUGACUGGUGUAGUCAGACAUUAGCUGGACUUCUGUUUCUUCAAAGCUGUAUCAUGUUUAGUGAAGGUUUGUUUUUGAGAUUGUUGGAUGCUACCCAGAAAAUUCUAGGUCAAAGAUUGCAGUUGUGUAUUUUUCUACUUGAGUAAUUUCUGUGCAUCCACUGCCGGGAAUUAUACCAUAUAGCAUACAUGAAACUGCACUGCCCAGGGUUCUUCUAUGCAAGGUACAGUGCCUUACAGUGCAUUACCAUGCAGUGCAAGAGCUAAUACUGGGAUGACCCAUGCAACACCAGGAAGAGCCAAGUGUGCCUUUAACUUGGAAGCUGUGGAUUAUACCAGGGUAUUCUGUUACAGAAAGUGGUUAAUUUCUCACCCUGCCUAUGGCAUUCUUUUGGGUUUGCUUUAUAUUAAGUUCAUGACAAAGCUGAUGUAUGUUGCUGAUUUUUUGGUUCAGUUUAAAGCUAUUAUUGUAUUUCUUUGAUCUGAAAGGAUCAUUGUAAAUUAAGGAGCCUUGCCCAUGAAGUUAUUCUUACUACAGUUCUCAGUCACUUAGAAAUCCAUAAUGCAGUUCUUCACAUUGAAUACUAAACUAUUUUGCUUCAAUAUGUUGAAAUUGGGAAAGAUUCUUGUGCUGUAAUCUCUCUGAAAUUUUCUAGGCGUAUUUUAAACCCUGCUUAGAGGAUUACACCUAAAGAGUCUGGGUGUAACAUUGAACAGAAGAGUUAAAAUAAUUUGGUGUUUCUUUUUGAUUGAGUUUUUACGUUAGAUUUUGGGCUAUGAGGUAAUUUACAGUUGGUCUAGACUUGAGAGUGUAAAGUUUUCUCCUCAUCUCCAUUUCAUAAGAAAACGUGGCAUUUGUACCAAAAUUUCUCUCUAGAAAUUCAGAUCUUUGUGAAUGGAUGUUUAUGAAAAUGGACCGGAAACAGUACAAACCUCUCACAGAUGCUCAGGAAAUAGAAAACAGCUCAUUGAUGUCAAACUUCUUCGCCUUAACUCUAGUUGUAUUCUUUAUUUUAACCUUUUUUAAUUAUCUUUACUUUCAAGAGUCCACAUAGUCAUUUUUUUGCUAAGAAAUUUCACAAUAAGGUGAAUGUUCAUUGAGGAUCUUCUAUAAUCUCAUCACCCUGAAAUAAUUGACCAUUACUGAGAGAAAGAGACCUGCUGUCAAAACUUUUCAUUUUGAUCUGUGAAUGCCAAAUUUUUAAUAGGAACAAUUUAUGCUGCAUGAGGAAGGGGGCAAUCAACAGAUUGCCGUGGAGAAUGCAUUAUUAUCCCUACACCUUUCCUUAAUUUAUUAAGAGGCGCAAUGCUUAGGCUUGUUCAUUUUUCUUGUGUCUGUCCUGAUGAGAAGCUUUGACAGUAUGUUGCUUUUUCAACAGUACUUGAGCACUGUAUAACAAAGCGAUAAUUGAAAUGAUUAUUCAAGUUAGGAUACACUUGUUUGACUUGAAGAUAACCUCUCCAACUUCCAAAUUAGCAGGUAUACACACCAAAGCUUGAGCAAUUGUCACACACACACUCAAAAAAUUAAUUGGCAGCAAAGUUUUUCUUUCCAUAGAAAUGCAGCAAAGCAGCUUCCCCAAGGAUGUCAUUUUAAUCAGAUUCCGUCCAUGAAUCUGUCAACAUUUAUUUAUUUUUCUGAUGUCUUGGUUUUUUAUAAAUAAACUUGGAAAUUUUGAAAUGGAUUUCAGGUAUAAUGCAAACCAUAACUUGUACUGACUGACUGUCAAAGGAUCUUCAUUUUAACUUGUAAAUGUUUUUUAAAGUUUGUUUGUGUGAGGCUUCUGUCUUUGUAAAUGAAAUGUAAUUAAAGUUCAACAGUUUUCUGCU
Chiloscyllium plagiosum (whitespotted bambooshark) is the source of this 11400-nucleotide messenger RNA. RefSeq names its product CREB-regulated transcription coactivator 1-like. Gene Ontology annotation, molecular function: cAMP response element binding protein binding. NCBI's taxonomy places the organism in Eukaryota, Metazoa, Chordata, Chondrichthyes, Orectolobiformes, Hemiscylliidae. Gene Ontology annotation, cellular component: cytoplasm; nucleus. Gene Ontology annotation, biological process: protein homotetramerization; positive regulation of transcription by RNA polymerase II. The record is from RefSeq and is a predicted model, not a curated record.